Molecule: messenger RNA, 2581 nt
Organism: Hydractinia symbiolongicarpus
Lineage: Eukaryota; Metazoa; Cnidaria; Hydrozoa; Anthoathecata; Hydractiniidae
Product: engulfment and cell motility protein 1-like
Exons: 23
Coding region: 17-2155 (712 amino acids)
Biological process (GO): actin filament organization; cell motility
Cellular component (GO): plasma membrane
Molecular function (GO): protein binding
Source: RefSeq, a predicted model, not a curated record
AGUGCAAAUAAAAGAAAUGACAUCAACUGAUACAUCGAUUCGUAAAAUUGCAAUAAAAAAGGAUAACUACUUCCCCAUAUUAUAUCAUUUAAAUGCUAUUGUGCCCCUCCCAGAUGUCGUGAAAGACAUUUGUGCCAAAUGGCAGUUGGGUAAACCAGAACAGUAUGCCUUACAAUAUGCUGACACAAAGAUAUACAUCACAGAGGAGAACCGACAAGACAUACAUGAUGGCCAUAUUUUAACAAUUACGUUUACUGCUGAACUUGCAGCAUCAAAAUUCCUAUCUGACAUUGAACAGCCAGACUUUCAGAUCAAACGCAAAGCACUUGAUCAAUUAGCUGGUGUUGACGGUGCUGGUCAGGCAGAUGAUCCACUCUUUGCACGGAAAUUUGUUGAUAGGAAUGGUAUAAAUGCUCUAGUUCGGAUUAUUGAAAGCAAUGCUGAGACUGCAGAUGUUGUAGCUCAAGCAAUGGCAGCUAUACAAGAUCUUCUAGAGCAUGGAUUUGUGACUUGGGACCAUAGUGUAAAUCAAAAAUUUGUAGAAAAGGUACUCUUGUAUGCUAAUAAAACUGAUCACGCUGACCCAAAAGUGGUUCAGAAAGCGUUGGCAUUGCUUGACAAUAUUGUUACUGUCAGCUCAACUUUGUUUAUAUUGGUAAUGAAUAAAGUUGGCUUAGACAAUAUCAUCCAGCAUUUAAAAAGCUCUGACCAAAAGUUGCAGUUAAGUGCAGUGGCAUUGAUAAACAGUAUUUUGAUACGAAUGGAAUAUGAAAAUAGAAAGAAGUUUUCAAAUGACUUGGUUAACAGGGGAUAUAACAGUGCGUUGCAAAGGAUUGUAUCACACUCCUUUGCACAAGCUGUUCCAUUACCAAGUGAGAUGAACCAUCAGUUGUAUGUAUAUCAAGCCUUGGUUUUAAGUAUGCUAGAACCAAGAAUGAACUCCAAGCCAGAUUUUAGUGAUCAGAGACUACUGACUGAUUUAAAUGACAUAUACAACAUUGCUUUCGAGUCUGUACCCACAAAAGGAUCUGGGAAGCCAGAUUAUAGAAGACUCGGAUUUGUGAGUGGUGGAGCACCUCUUAUUGAUUUUGAAGAAUGUCCCCCAGGCAUACUAGCACAUGAUGUUAUGAUGUAUUUUGCAAAGAAGCAUCAAGAUCAGUAUGUAAAGAUCAUUCUUGAAAGUUUUGGUCGGGAUGAAGAAUAUGAAUGCCCGUUUGCUAAGUGCACAAAACAGCUUACGAAAAUGUUGUGUGAUGUUCUUUUGGUGGGAUCAACAAUAUCAGAUACAAGUGAAGACUAUCAACCAAUGUUUUUUGCAACACCCAAUCUAUUUCACGAGCUGUUUAGUGUUGCAAUUCAGUUGCUAAACAAAACCUGGAAGGAAAUGAGAGCAACUUCACAAGAUUUUUCUAGGGUUAUUGGUGUUGUGAAGGACCAAAUCAAAAGAGUUUUGAAUGAGAAACCUGAAAGUGUAGAAAAGUUCAAGGCAAAAGCAUUUGGCUUGACAUAUCAACAAAUAUUACGGCUCAUGCAACAGGAAGCACAAGAAAGAAAUAUUUUAGACUCGCAAACAAAACCAGUACUGGAAUUAAGGGAACAGAUCGAGCCAGAAAUUCGAGAGUUGGUUCGUCAACAAAGAUUAGCACAACUUGUUGAAGGAUAUUUUUUUAGUCUCUUUUCAUCACGAGGGAGACAAAGACAAGAAAAGUACUGGUUCUGUUGUUUAUCACCCAAUCAUCGUUUUCUACACCAUGGUGAAGUUGCAACUAAAGAUGUGAUACCAAACAUCGAGUCACUGCCAAACAAAUUACCCUUGUCGGAUGUGACAAAGCUCGAAAUAGGAAAAGAUUGUCCGCAUGUUAGAACCUUAAGAAAGGGUCAUGUACAAUUGGCGUUCUCAAUCAUGCAUGGCCAAGAAGAACAUUUGGACUUUGUAGCACCAACUCAACAAAUUCUGUCUGUUUGGACGGAUGCAUUAUCUUCACUUCUUGGUAAAGAGAUGACGUCACAAGAAUUUCAUGAAGAUUUAGAUAUGUUGCUCAACAUGGAAAUGAAGUUAUUAUUGCUCGAUUUAGAAGAUGUUCGGAUACCGGAAAAUCCUCCCGCAAUACCUCGUGAGCCGGAAAAUUAUAAUUUCUACUACAAAGAUGAUUAGAAACGAUAACUAACUAGUUUUGAAUAUUUUACCAUAUAAAAACAACGUUUGCGGUUGCAACACACUGACACUUGGUCACUUCAAAUUACCUGGACGUUUAACUUUUUGUGACGUUUUUACUCGUCACCAGCAAUGAUUUGCGCAGAGGAAACUCACGCAGCGUCCUCAAAAGACAUUUAAAUUUCAACACUUUUUUUUCACAAGUAUUUUCUACAUUGUGAUAAAGAAAGCUACUUUUUUUUAUAAGUCUGAAUAUAAAUUUUUGUAAUAUUUUUUUCCAAAGGAUAACAGCAACAUUGUGUAAAAAUAAGAAUUGUAUAAACCUAUUGUUUUUAGUGCUUUGAAAUUUAUAAAAUAUUUUUUGUUGACAGUUGCAACUCUGUACUUGUACAUACACACCUCAAAAUACAUAAAUUGUAAAAAUUC